Mollisia scopiformis is the source of this 1291-nucleotide messenger RNA. RefSeq lists its product as uncharacterized. The transcript is spliced from 2 exons. The record is from RefSeq and is a predicted model, not a curated record. NCBI's taxonomy places the organism in Eukaryota, Fungi, Ascomycota, Leotiomycetes, Helotiales, Mollisiaceae. The coding region runs from base 281 to 1291 and encodes 336 amino acids.
ACAGAGCUUGCUCCUCCACGUGUAACCCCAGGACCCUCGGUGCAUAUUCCCACGUCCCCACUCGGCGGGAGGAGUGUGACGUGCAGUCUUCCUUCCUCCUUCCAACCUUCCUUCUUUCUCCGUCGGCCGCUACCUACCUACCUACCUAGUCCUCGAGAAUCUAGCCGGCCUUACAUCCCACGCUGGAAGACUCCACGUGCACGCAAGAAGACCCCACAGAGACCCUCGGUGCAUAUUCCCGCUUCUCCUGCACGUCAUCUUCCUUCCCAUCUAUCUGACGAUGCACUACAUCCGCAUCCUCAAACCGCCCCGCCUAACCACGGACCGCAAGUCAGUCCUCGCGAAGAUAACCAUCACCACCGACCUCGGCGACUCUUUCCUUGCCUCUGACCUCUCCGUUCUCGCCUCUGUCUCUUCCGGACCAGCUAUACCGUUCCAAUGGAGUGGCAGGAGUGGCAUGCGGGGGUUGGAGGUUUGUGUUCCUGUCUCCGGGAAGGGGAAGGGGAAGGGGAAGGGGAAGGGAGGGAAAGAGAGGAUGUACGUUCGUGCCAAGGAGGGCGGGGUCGCUGUGGAGGAGUUCAAAGAUGUGUUGAAGGGAGAGGCGGGCGUGGUGGGUGUCUGGAGCGCGGAAAUCGAUGUCUCUUCCCCUGAGCCCGUGGAACGGGUAGUAGAGCGGCGAUUCGGGGAUGUGAGCAUCUGGGAGGAGACGGGGGAGAGUAUUGCGCGGCAUAUCUGGGAUGCGGGGUUAGUGCUUUCAGCACUCAUUUCACAGAAAGCAGAGAGAUUACCAGAUGUAUUAAAGAAACCAAACCUCAAGAUCCUAGAACUCGGAGCAGGAUGCGGAAUCGUCGGUAUCACGAUGGCGACCUCGCUUCCUAAUAUCGAGAAAAUCAUCCUAACAGACCUGCCUGAAGCGCAGGAGAUCUUAGCGCGGAAUAUACCCUCCUCUCAAGCUAAACUCUCGCACCAGAUCUUAGAUUGGGCGGCGCCGCUGCCGGAAAAUGUCGAGAGGGAGAAGUGGGAUUUGGUGGUCGUGGCUGAUUGUACGUAUAACAUCGACGUGGUGCCGGAUCUUGUGGCGACGCUGGACAGGGUGAGGGAGGGGAGUAAAGGGGUGGAGGUGUUGUUGGCGAUGAAGGUUCGGCAUGAGAGUGAGAUGGGGUUUUUUGGGUUGAUGGAAAAGAGUGGAUGGGCGGUGAGGGAGAGGUGGGUGGUGCCUUUGGGGAUGUUGGGGGAGGGAGGGGAGGGGCAGGAGAUUGAGAUUUUUGUUUUUCGGGGAGAGGGAGGGUAG